CAAUCUUCUUCCAGUUCUUCUCCACUUCUUGGCUGCUGGUGGUUCCCAGUCAGGGGCUCUGAGUGGGUUUCCGUGGGACAGCUCGGGGCACGUCUGAGUAACACAAGGUUUGAGGUUUAGGGGGAGAAGAACUUGAUACAUCCUGAAAAUGUUUAACAAAUCCUUUGGAACUCCCUUUGGAGGCAGCACUGGCUUUGGGACAACUUCAACUUUUGGACAAAAUGCCGGCUUUGGUACCACAAGCGGGGGAGCGUUUGGAACAUCAGCCUUUGGCUCCAACAACAACACUGGAGGCCUCUUUGGGAGCACACAGACCAAACCAGGAGGAUUGUUUGGUUCCACUACGUUUAACCAACCGGCCACCUCCUCCACCAGCACUGGGUUUGGGUUUGGAACCUCCACGGGGACAUCAAACAGCCUUUUUGGAACGACCAGCACCGGGGGCGGCCUCUUCUCCUCCCAAAAUAAUGCCUUUGCGCAGAAUAAACCGGCUGGGUUUGGAAAUUUUGGAACAAGUACCAGCAGUGGAGGUCUCUUUGGAACCACUAACACGACGUCCAACCCUUUUGGGAGUACAUCUGGCUCUCUCUUUGGCCCAACUAGUUUUACUGCUGCUCCAACUGGCACGACUAUUAAGUUUAAUCCCCCAACCGGUACGGAUACGAUGGUCAAAUCUGGAGUUAGCACCAACAUCAACACCAAGCACCAGUGUAUCACUGCUAUGAAGGAAUAUGAAAGCAAAUCUCUCGAGGAGCUGCGUUUAGAAGACUACCAGGCGAACCGGAAGGGACCCUCCAACCCUGUCGGAGCGGGAGCGGCCGCCGGCUUGUUUGGCUCUUCCACAGCUACUUCAAGUACAGCCACGGGGCUCUUUGGCUCUUCUGCCACCAACACCGGCUUCUCCUACGGCCAGAACAAAACUGCUUUUGGAACCAGUACGACUGGUUUUGGAACAGGUACGACGGGGGGUCUCUUUGGCCAACAAUCUCAAACCACCAGUCUGUUCAACAAACCCUUUGGCCAAGCCACCACCACGCAGAACACCAGCUUAUUUGGGAACACCAACACCCUGGGGCAGCCCAACACCAACACCAUGGGUCUCUUUGGGGUAACCCAACCCUCCCAGCCCGGAGGCCUUUUUGGAACAGCUGCCAAUACAAAUGCUGGGACUGGAUUUGGAACUGGGACCAGUCUUUUUGGACAGGCUAACACGGGAUUUGGUGUUGGCGGUUCGACCCUGUUUGGUAACAAACCUGCUGGAUUUGGAACCACCACGACCAGCGCUCCCUCCUUUGGUACAACCACUGGCGGCGGGCUCUUUGGUUUUGGUGCCAACACUGCUGGGAAUAGCCUGUUUGGAAAUAAACCGGCAACUGGGACUCUGGGAACUGGACUUGGAACGGGGUUUGGAACAGCUCUCGGGGCAGGACAGACGUCGUUGUUUGGAAACACCCAGCCUAAACUCGGUGGGACGUUGGGAACGGGAGCGUUCGGAGCGCCGGGGUUCAACACAUCCACAGCUACUCUGGGCUUUGGGGCCCCACAGCCUGCUGUAGCUCUGACAGACCCGAACGCCUCAGCUGCCCAGCAGGCCGUCCUGCAGCAGCAUCUCAACAGCUUGACUUACUCACCCUUUGGAGACUCCCCGCUCUUCAGAAACCCCAUGUCAGACCCGAAAAAGAAAGAGGAGAGGCUGAAGCCAACGAACCCAGCAGCUCAGAAGGCCUUAACCACACCCACCCACUACAAACUGACCCCGCGCCCGGCCACCAGAGUGAGACCCAAAGCUUUGCAGUCGGCUGGAUCCGCCAAAUCCCAGCUCUUUGAUGGGCUGGAUGACGACGAGCCGUCCCUGUCCAACGGCGCCUUCAUGCCAAAGAAGAGCAUCAAAAAGUUGGUUUUGAAGAAUCUCAACAGUAGCAACCUGUUCUCACCUGUUAAUCGUGACAACGAAGACCUGGCCUCCCCGUCGGAGUAUCCGGAGAACGGGGAUCGGUUCUUUGUGUCGGUACCUCAAGAUGAAAACCACAGACAAGAUGGUGAGCGAGAGGAGGAGGACGAUCAGCACGAAGUGACUCGGUUUUACACCAACCCCAUCGCCAAGCCCAUCCCUCAGACCCCGGAGAACGCUGUGCACAAGCACCAGAACAACGUGGACGACACCAUCGUGGCUCUGAACAUGAGGGCGGCCUUGAGAAACGGCCUGGAAGGCAGCAGUGAAGAUGCCUCCUUCCACGAUGAUUCCCUUCAGGAUGAGCGCGAAGAGGAACCCGAAACGGUGCAUCAUCUGCAUCCUGCAGGGAUCGUUCUGACCAGAGCUGGGUAUUACACCAUCCCCUCCAUGGAGGAGCUGGCGCGUUUCACCAACGACAGGAAUGAAUGUGUCGUCACAGACUUCACCAUCGGCCGGAAAGGUUAUGGAUCCAUUUACUUCGAAGGCGAAGUGAAUCUAACGAACUUGAACCUGGAUGACAUUGUCCAUAUCCGUAGGAAAGAAGUAAUUGUUUACCCUGACGACGAAAGAAAACCUCCUAUUGGUGAAGGUUUAAAUAGACGAGCUGAAGUUACUUUGGAUGGAGUCUGGCCCACGGAUAAAACGUCCCGGUGCCUGAUCAAAAGCCCCGAGCGCCUCGCGGAGAUGAAUUACGAGGGCAGGCUGGAGGCCGUGUCUCGGAAACAGGGCGCUCGAUUCAAGGAAUAUCGCCCCGAGACCGGCUCCUGGGUGUUCAAGGUUGCACACUUCUCCAAGUAUGGCCUCCAAGAUUCAGACGAGGAAGAGGAGGAACAUCCUUCAAAAGUGGACACCAAGAAGUUAAAAACGACGCCUGUGCCACCCCCAGGGCACCAACAGCUGCCCCAGCAAAUGACCCUGACCAGCAAACCACCGCCUCCAGCUCAGCCCCCCGAGGUGGAGCAGCUGGGCAGGGUGGUGGAACUGGACAGCGACAUGGCAGACAUCACCCAGGAGCCUCCCCAGGAAGCCACGGCCGAGGACACGGUGGUCGAAGAGCCCGAGGCAGUGCCAGCUUCAACUCACAUCGCCUCCACCCUGGGCAUCAACCCCCACGUCCUCCAGAUUAUGAAAGCUUCCCUGCUUGCUGAUGAAGACGACCUGGAUUUGAUCCUGGAUCAUUAUCCUGGGAAGCAACCUGUAAAAAUGGACACUUCUCAAGAGAUCUGUUCUCCGAGGCUCCCCAUUUCCAAAUCCCAAGGACAGAAAAGACACUCAGUUGGUGGGCUGUUGCAGUCCAAAUUUGCCAACGCCAUUUUCCAGCCGCCGAGUGCUGCUCUGCAAGAUUUGAAGGCACCGAGGACUUUGGGCAGUCCCCCUUCCCUUGCCCUUUGGUCGGCCACUUCUCCCUUGGCAUCUGCCUUCUCCGUGCCACCACCCGUCCCUGAGGUCCAGAUGAAAACCGUCGGGGUCCGCAGGCAGCAGGGGCUCGUACCUCUGGAGAAGUCCAUCACCUACAGGAAAGGGAAGCUGCUGAUGGACAUGGCCCUCUUCAUGGGUCGCUCCUUCCGCGUUGGUUGGGGACCGAACUGGACAUUGGUCAAUUGUGGAGAUCCCUUGAGUGGAUCAACUGAAAUAGAAGAGCUUCAGUGUGAGUCUGUGGAGUAUGGAUUCCUGCCAACUCCUGUGGCUCCAAAAUCGCUCUCGGAGUCCUCUUUCAAGGUUCACGUGGAGAAGCUGAGCUUGGAGCAACGCAAGGUGGACAGGGACAAAGAGCUGUACCUCAUCCCCCUGGAGAUAAAGCUGAAACACAGCACUGUCCACAUGGAUGAGCACUGUCCCCUGCUGGCACCCAACCCGGGGGUCUCUGCCAUUCACGACUACGCUGAGUGGGUCAGGAAGGCUUCUGAGGACCCUGCAGUGACAGAGACUGUUGUGAAGCACUGGGGCUUGACGUGGACUUUAUGUGAAGCGAUUUGGGGGAACCUGAAGGAGCUGGAGGCCAGUUUGGAGGAACCCAACGAGUACAUCCUGGCCCUGGAGCGGCGGAGGGCCUUCUCUCGCUGGCUGUCGGAGACGGCGGCGGGACGCAUCGAGGAGGAGGUCUCUCUGUGCCGACACGGCAACCACGUAGAGGCUGUCUUCAGCUGCCUCACUGGGAAGAGGAUUGGGGAAGCUUGCAGGCUGGCCCAGCAGUCGGGUGACCACAGGUUGGCUCUGCUGCUGUCCCAGCUGGCUGGCAGCCAGCCCGUGCGGGACCUGCUCACCAUGCAGCUGGUGGACUGGCACAGCCUGCAGGCAGACUGCUUCAUCCAGGAGGAGAGGCUGAGGAUCUUUGCUCUGCUCGCUGGAAAGCCUGUGUGGCAGUUAUCGGAGAGAAUCAGUAUCAACGUGUGCUCGCUGCUGGACUGGAAGCGCUGCCUGGCCAUCCACCUCUGGUACCUGCUGCCACCAACAGCUUCUGUGUCCAAGGCACUUGCCAUGUACGAGGCGGCCUUUCAGAACACAGCGGAGUGUGAAAAAUACGCCUGCUGUCCCCUGCCUCCCUACCUGGAAGAUUCUGGUUGUGUGAUUGAAGAGGAUGAGAAUGGGGGGAGACCUCUGAGAGACGUCUGUUUCCAUCUGUUAAAGCUCUACAGCGACAGGCACUACGAGCUUGACCAGCUCCUGGAUCCCCGGAGCGUGACGUCGGACCCUCUGGACUAUCGCCUGAGCUGGCACCUCUGGGAGGUUCUCCGGGCCCUGAAUUACUCCCACCUCUUCAAGCAGGGGAAGGGGGUGCUCAAUGCCAGUUAUGCUGCCCAGCUGGAGAGCGAAGGUCUCUGGGAAUGGGCUGUUUUUGUGCUGCUGCACGAGCCCAAUACGCACAUCCGGGAGAAGGCCGUGAGGGAGCUCCUAAACCGUCACUGCGUCCUCUGCGAGACCCCCGAGUCUUGGGCCAAGGAGACCUUCCUGACACAGAGACUCUGCGUCCCCCCGGAGUGGAUUCACGAAGCGAAGGCGGUUCGAGCCAGGAUGGAGGGUGACAAGCACAAAGAAGCCCUUUUCUUGUUCAAGGCUGGGCACUGGAACCAGUGUCACAAGCUGGUUGUCCGGCACUUAGCCUCAGAUGCCAUUAUUAACGAGAACUACAAGUACCUGAAAGGAUUCCUGGAGGAUCUGGCCCCUCCGGAGCGCAGCGCCCUCAUCCAGGACUGGGAGGUGGCGGGGCUGGUCUACCUGGAUUACAUCUGCGUUAUCGAGGCGCUCGACAGGAUUCAACAGAUGGACGGUUCCACCUACGAGCUGGAGUGGUUGCACACCAAAGUCACGUCGCUCUGCAACAGGAUUGACCAGAUCCAGUGCCACAACGCCAAGGACCGCCUGGCCCAGUCGGACAUGGCCAAGCGCGUCGCUAACCUGCUGCGGGUGGUGCUCAGCCUGCAGCACGCCCCGGAGCCCCUCUCCGACCCCACGCCCGACCUGCAGCGCGUCCCCCUCCGCCUCCUGGCCCCCCACGUGGGGAGACUCUCCAUGCCCGAGGACUACGCCUUGGAGGAGCUCAGGAGCCUCACCCAGUCCUACCUACGGGAGCUGACGGUGGUGACUCACUGAGGAGGAACCUCUUUCAUUGAGGAGGAACCUCUUCCACUCCUGAUGGGGACAGAUUUUUACCUUUUGUUAACCCUUAACCCUUGUUCUGAGGGUGAAGGACCUCUCUCUCUCACCACGAGGGGGUUUCCAUGGAAGGUGGAAAACAGCUUUAGGACGUGGGCAGGAGUGGCUGUAACUGGUGGGACCUGGCUGGUGGCACCUUCAACCAACCACGCACCGUCUCCCUCGAAUCAAUAAAGCGCCUCUUGCCGAGCCUGUCUGCUGGUGGGACCGGAGUGGGGACACCCUGGGGGCUCCAUCUCCUGCCAGAUCCUUCUCCCCCCAUCCCGUGGCAGCGCAGAGGAUGGUGAAGGAAGUUCUGGGACAGUUUUUGUGGGUGGACUCUGCUCCGGGGGGGGGCUGUGCUGGGUCAAUGGAUCAACCUUUGUCCCCUGAAUGAGCUUUAAUGGGGGCUUUUGUGGUCGGAGUUGGGUGGGGAGAAGGUGGAACUGAAGUUCAGAAGAGUCUUUUCCUGCCUUCUCUUGCUUCUUUGGAGACCUGCGAAUGUGUUGUUUCUCUCAUUUCUCCAUCCUCCAUCUCCACGAGCUUCUUCCCUGCCCCAGGAGAAGGGGGAGGUGACACGGGUGGGUGGCAUCUCUGGGGAUGGACACCUCCUGGGCGUUGCACGCAGUAAAACCCAGGAGCUUGUCCCAAGAGUCACCACCUUCCUGGACUCCGUGCUGCUGGUGGUAGAGGCCAGAUCCUGCUCCAGAAACACCAAACCACCCAAAGAUGUCACCUGCCCAUGGAGCAGAGCGGCCUGGUGGCCUCCACCACCCCCUGUGCAGGUGCCACCCGUGUCUCCUGUGGGGUUGGGUCACCUCGAGUGGAGCCACCACCUCAGCCCAUCCCACCAACCCGCUGCUGUCCGUGUCCCCUGGUGCAGUCCCUGCCCUCGCUGCCUCCACAAACCCACCAUUUUUUUGGAAGAAGAAAAAAAAAAAAAGCUGUUUCUGGGUCUGCUCUGGUUCUGGGGUCACGGUGGUGGCACCUUCUGCCACCUCGGCCUCUGCUCGUGGCGUCCGGCGCCGCUCUGCGCCGCCUCGGCUGAAGGUCUUUAUGCAUGAGGAUUAUACAAAGGUUUUUAUUAAAAA
Messenger RNA from Calidris pugnax (ruff), 6678 nucleotides. It is a transcript of the gene NUP98, whose product is annotated as nucleoporin 98kDa. The record is from RefSeq and is a predicted model, not a curated record. Lineage: Eukaryota; Metazoa; Chordata; Aves; Charadriiformes; Scolopacidae. Gene Ontology annotation, biological process: RNA export from nucleus; post-transcriptional tethering of RNA polymerase II gene DNA at nuclear periphery; protein import into nucleus. Gene Ontology annotation, cellular component: nuclear pore cytoplasmic filaments; nuclear pore. The coding region runs from base 149 to 5545 and encodes 1798 amino acids. Gene Ontology annotation, molecular function: structural constituent of nuclear pore. The transcript has 33 exons.